Messenger RNA from Emiliania huxleyi CCMP1516, 453 nucleotides. RefSeq lists its product as hypothetical. Lineage: Eukaryota; Haptophyta; Isochrysidales; Noelaerhabdaceae. The coding region runs from base 1 to 453 and encodes 150 amino acids. The record is from RefSeq and is a predicted model, not a curated record. The transcript has 3 exons.
AUGGCGGCGGUGGCGAUUGCGGCGACAAAAGUUCAGGCGUACAGCGCUCAGGCGCCUGUCGUCUUUCGUCUUUUCCAAAAGCUGCUCGCUCGAACCGCGGCCGACUCUGCCACCGCGCGGCCGCAGCUGCUGAGCACUCCAGAAAACUGGUGCCUCAUAUGCUGCCUCCCUGCGGAUGCUGCCGGCGAGCCUGGCGGUCCGCUGUACUACAAGGAAGUGCUGACUCGAUUCUACCUCGAAUUCUUCUACCCCCACGACUCGGAACACGAAUGCAUUCGUGGCAUCCUAUGGGUCGUCCAGAGUAUCGACCUCUGGCGAGUCAGCCAGUCACUUGAUGACACCAUGAAGUACAGCGAUCGCCACCUCGCUGGCCUCUCCGCAGGCCCCCCCGACCGCGUCGAACUCAUCGGCGCGGGCUCUCUCGGCUACGGGACCGGCCCCAGCUUCGGCUGA